UCUCAUUUUGACGCUGAUACAAAUUCUGUUGUUCUUAUGUGUCGUGAUGGUACUGUGAACUAUUUCAAUCCUUACAUUCUUGUUUCUCAUCAUCACAACCACAACAUUAAGUGUAUUUUGUCUGGAAAGGGUGCUAAAGCUGUGAUGUUUUGUAUUUCUGACUACAUCACCAAGAUGGAUGUGAAGACUUAUGAAGUCCUGUCCCUAUUAUCACAUGCAGUGGCCCGAAUACCUGAG
Molecule: messenger RNA, 237 nt
Organism: Suillus paluster
Lineage: Eukaryota; Fungi; Basidiomycota; Agaricomycetes; Boletales; Suillaceae
Exons: 1
Source: RefSeq, a predicted model, not a curated record